CCUUUCCCACAUGACAAUCAUGACAUUGACAUGAAGCUGUAACCUAAAAAUUCUAGAAUUUCUGUGAUAAUUUAAUUUUUAUGAAAGCAAAAUGACGAUAUCAAACAUGUUACGGCUAGCGAACAUCCUAAAAGGUGUAAAUAAAUGCAAUGUGUCACAAAUCGAGAAAUACUCGUCCCAUGUCGUAUACGCUGAACAUAAGCCCUUGGAGAAAAUCAGAAACAUCGGAAUAUCUGCCCAUAUCGAUUCAGGAAAGACCACCCUUACAGAGCGAAUAUUAUUCUACACCGGCAGGAUAGACCAGAUGCACGAGGUAAAAGGCAAAGACAAUGUAGGCGCAGUCAUGGACUCCAUGGAGUUAGAACGCCAAAGAGGUAUCACCAUUCAGUCAGCCGCCACCUAUACAAUAUGGAAAGAACACAACAUUAAUAUCAUAGACACGCCUGGCCACGUUGACUUUACCGUGGAAGUAGAAAGAGCUUUGCGAGUGUUGGAUGGAGCUGUGCUGGUGUUGUGUGCUGUGGGCGGCGUGCAGAGUCAGACGUUGACCGUUAAUAGGCAGAUGAAGAGAUACAAUGUUCCUUGUUUGGCUUUCAUAAACAAGCUUGAUAGAUUGGGGGCUAAUCCUUUUAGAGUAAUAAAACAAAUGAGAUCCAAAAUGAACCACAACGCUGCAUUUUUACAACUACCCAUGGGACUUGAGAAGGAAUGCCAAGGUAUUCUCGACCUGAUCGAGGAGAGAGCUAUGUACUUUGAAGGAGAUUACGGUGAGAAGAUCCGGUAUGAUGAGGUGCCUCAGGAUAGGAGGGCUGAGGUACAAGAGAGGAGGCAUGAACUUAUUGAGCAUUUGUCUAAUGUUGAUGAGAGUUUGGGAGAACUAUUCCUCGAAGAAAAAACACCAACAGUCGCAGACAUAAAGCAAGCAGUCCGCCGCACCACUCUCAAACGUACCUUCACACCAGUCCUCGUGGGUACCGCAUUAAAGAACAAGGGAGUACAACCUUUACUGGAUGCGGUACUCGAGUACCUUCCACAUCCUGGUGAGGUAGAAAACACAGCUUUAAUAAACGAGGAUAAAGAUGGAGAAGGGCAGACUAUACUGCUAGAUGCGGCACGGAAUGAUGCCAAGCCGUUUGUGGGUCUGGCUUUCAAGUUGGAAGUUAGCAAGUUCGGUCAGCUGACGUAUUUGAGAUGUUACCAGGGUAUGCUGAAGAGGGGAGAGAAUAUUUUCAAUGCUAGGACUGGGAAGAAGGUAAAAAUCUCCCGUCUAGUACGAAUGCACUCGAACAACAUGGAAGAAGUGACGGAAGUCAUGGCGGGCGAUAUUUUCGCACUGUUCGGCGUAGAUUGCGCGUCGGGUGACACGUUUGUGAACGAUGGCAAACUGCAACUGUCGAUGGAGUCUAUUCAUGUGCCUGACCCUGUUGUUUCUAUGUCUAUUAAGCCGAAGAAUAAUAAGGAUAGAGAUAAUUUCUCGAAGGCUGUUGCUAGAUUUACCAAAGAGGAUCCUACAUUCCAGUUCCGUUAUGACCCCGAUAACAAGGAGACCAUAGUGUCAGGAAUGGGAGAGUUGCAUUUAGAGAUUUACGCGCAGAGAAUGGAGAGGGAAUACAACUGUCCCGUUGAAUUGGGCAAGCCUAAAGUAGCUUUCAGAGAAACAAUGAUGUCGCCGUGCACAUUCGACUACCUACACAAGAAGCAGUCCGGAGGUGCUGGUCAAUACGCCAGGGUUAACGGUAUCAUGGAACCUCUGCCUCCUCAUCAGAAUACUAUGCUAGAAUUCAUCGACGAAACAGUAGGAACGAACAUCCCAAAACCAUUCGUGCCCGGAGUAGAGAGAGGUUUCCUUGACACCUGUCAAAAGGGAUACCUGUCAGGACAUAAAGUGUCAGGUGUCAAGUUCAGGUUGCAAGACGGUGCUCAUCAUAUUGUGGACUCCAGUGAAUUGGCCUUCUUCUUGGCUGCUAAGGGAGCUGUUAAAGAAGUAUUCGACAACGGAGCUUGGCAGAUUCUCGAGCCAAUAAUGUUCGUGGAAGUGACCUUACCUGACGAGUUCCAUGGUACAGUGAUAGGCCAGUUGAACAAGAGAGGAGGUAUUAUCACCGGCACUGAGGGUUCAGAGGGCUGGACGACGAUAUACGCUGAAGUGCCGCUGAAUAACAUGUUUGGGUAUGCUGGUGAACUUAGAUCUAUGACCCAAGGCAAGGGUGAAUUCAGUAUGGAAUACAGUCGCUACUCGCCCUGUCUUCCCGACGUACAAGAGAAGCUAAUCAGAAAAUACCAAGAAGAGAUGGGCUUACUACCAGACCAGAAGAAAAGAAAGAAUUAACCGCCUAGCUUAAUGUAUAGAGUAAUUUAUUUUAUCGUUUAUUUUUAUUUUUAAUCGUAAAUGUAUUUUUAAGGCGAAUCUACUGUAAAUUAUAAUGAAAUUAUUUCCA
Molecule: messenger RNA, 2438 nt
Organism: Helicoverpa armigera (cotton bollworm)
Lineage: Eukaryota; Metazoa; Arthropoda; Insecta; Lepidoptera; Noctuidae
Gene: mEFG1
Product: mitochondrial translation elongation factor G 1
Exons: 11
Coding region: 92-2329 (745 amino acids)
Biological process (GO): mitochondrial translational elongation
Cellular component (GO): mitochondrion
Molecular function (GO): GTPase activity; translation elongation factor activity; GTP binding
Source: RefSeq, a predicted model, not a curated record